CAUUCCCACCUACUCACUACGGAAGAUACAUUGCAUUACAUUUAUUAUAAUCAUAAAUUAUAAUUAAAAUAAUACUAUAAAUAAAUAUAUAGAUUAUAUAGUACUAAUAUAACUUUGUGAUUUUGUGUAGUAAUAUACAGUAGUGGGUAAAAAAAAAAAAACUAGUCGUAAUAAAAUGUUGAGGCUUAUAAAUAAAUACAGAAGCAGCAGCAGCUAUUCAUCAUCAAUUGUAUCGAAAUCCGAUUUGUUUAUUCGAUGUCGAUUUUUAACAAAUGAUUCAGCCAUUAUUCAGGCUGGAAAUGAAGAAGAGAUCCUUCCGAAAAUGCCGGAGUUCGACUACACUCCUCCGCCUUACGACGGACCCUCCGCCGCUGAGAUUCUUGACAAACGUCACCGUCACCUCAAUCCUUGCAUGUCCUAUUUUUACAGUAAACCUUUAUAUUUGGUAGAUGGAAAGAUGCAAUACCUGUUUGAUGAGAACGGACGUAGAUAUUUGGAUGCCUUUGGAGGUAUUGCGACUGUGAAUUGUGGCCACUGCCAUCCACUUGUCCUUGAACCCGUUUUUAACCAAGCAAAGAAAGUGCAACAUACCACUGCCUUGUACUUGAACAGACCUAGUGUCGAAUUUGCUGAAGCUCUUGCAUCCAAGUGUCCUGGGGAUCUUAAUGUUGUCUUCUUUACAAAUUCCGGGACAGAGGCUAAUGAGCUGGCUUUAAUGAUGGCUCGUUUGUACACUGGUUUUCAUGAUAUUAUCUCCCUUAGAAAUGGAUAUCAUGGGAAUGCAUCUACAACUAUGAGUGCAACUGGUCAACGCAAUUACAAAUUCAAUGUCGUACAGACUGGAAUGCAUCAUGCCUUGAAUCCAGACCCGUAUAGAGGAAUCUUUGGUUCAGAUGGACCCAAAUAUGCUAAAGAUGUUGACGAGAUCAUUACCUAUGGAACUUGUGGCCGUAUAGCUGGUUUUAUUGCAGAAGCAAUACAGGGAGUGGGUGGAAUAUAUGAGCUGGCACCUGGCUAUCUCCAAGCAGUCUACAGCAGUGUCCGAAAGGCAGGAGGGCUUUGUAUAGCAGAUGAAGUUCAAUCAGGUUUUGCACGAACAGGAAGCCAUUUUUGGGGAUUUGAGGCUCAGGGCGUUGUUCCUGAUAUUAUCACAAUGGCAAAGGGCAUUGCAAAUGGUCUUCCCCUUGGUGCAGUAGUAACAACCUCAGAGAUUGCAAAAAUAUUGACUUCUCAUGGUUAUCUUAAUACCUUUGGGGGUAAUCCUGUAAGUACGGCUAGCGGUUUAGCUGUUCUGAAUGUAAUAGAGAAAGAAAAGCUCCAGCAGAAUGCAUUAACCACCGGCACAUACCUAAAAAACCAACUGCUAGCUCUUAAGGAAAAACAUGCAAUAAUAGGAGAUGUGAGGGGAAGAGGGUUUCUACUUGGAGUGGAACUUGUUACAGAUAGACAGUUAAAGACUCCCGCAAGUCUUGAAACUUUGCAUGUAAUGGAGCAGAUGAAAGAUAUGGGAGUACUAAUUGGGAAAGGCGGACUUAAUGGGAACAUAUUCAGGAUCUCACCUCCGUUGUGUUUCACCAGAGAAGAUGCAGAUUUUCUCGUGGCUACAAUGGACUAUGUAAUGUCAAAGAUGUAAACCAUUUAGAAGUGGAAGCGGUAGAGAGGUAGGCGUAGCUUAGUAGGAAAACAAGAGCCGAUAAUGCAUUUACUACAUAAAAUGAUGUGUGAUGGCUAGUUUGUUUCUUUUUAAUUAUGGCUUGUUACUGUAACUUUAAAUAAGUUUAUUUUUACUUUCA
Erigeron canadensis is the source of this 1793-nucleotide messenger RNA. RefSeq names its product alanine--glyoxylate aminotransferase 2 homolog 2, mitochondrial-like. Lineage: Eukaryota; Viridiplantae; Streptophyta; Magnoliopsida; Asterales; Asteraceae. Gene Ontology annotation, cellular component: mitochondrion. The transcript has 9 exons. The record is from RefSeq and is a predicted model, not a curated record. Gene Ontology annotation, molecular function: pyridoxal phosphate binding; transaminase activity. The coding region runs from base 176 to 1633 and encodes 485 amino acids.